UUGUAAACAUGGCAUGGCGCGUUUAUGCGGCUUACUAACUGAAUACGAGCCGGUUUCUAAAGCGUGUUAUAAUAUAAAUAUAAUAUAAUAUUUGAGGUGAAAGAUGGAGAUGGAAACAGGAAGGCCGUAUUUUAUCGGUGAUAUCGGCUUCUGGUCGGAGAGGACAGAGGUCCACAAGGCUGCGUAUCACGGCCAGGUGUCCUAUUUGCAGAGUCUGAUCCAGAGUGGAGCUUCAGUGAAUGUCGUAGCUGUCGACUCCAUCACACCUCUCCAUGAGGCAGCUGUUCGAGGACAGACACAGUGUGUGAGGCUGCUGCUGGAUGCUGGAGCGCAGGUGGACGCGAGGAACGUGGACGGCAGCACUCCGCUGUGUGAGGCCUGUUCUGCUGGGAGUGCUGAAUGUGCGCGGAUCCUCCUCGAGUACGGGGCCAAGGUUAACUCCGCCCUUACCUCUCGCACCACUUCCCCGCUUCACGAGGCCUGCAUAGGAGGAAACGCUGAAUGUGCAAGGCUCUUGAUAGCAAAUGGAGCCAGUCUGGAAACCUACGAACUGUACAGCGGCACACCACUUCACGUAGCCUGCGCUAAGCAGCACCUGGAGUGUGUCAAGGUGCUCCUCAGGGCAGGAGCAAAAGUAAAUGCAGUCCGGCUGCACGAAACAGUGCUACACCAUGCAGCAAAGGCCAACAACGCAGAAAUGAUCAAGCUUCUAGUGGAGUUCGGGGCAAACAUCUACGCCAAAGAUAAGUACGAGAGGAAACCCAUCGACUACACCAGGCCUGACACACCAGCUGGUCUUUCUCUGCAACAUUACGAGAGUUGUCCUCUGUCUCUGCAGGAGCUGAGCCGUAUCGCGCUGAGGAAUGUCCUGGGCACCAGAGCGCCGCAAGUCAUCACCAAACUGGACCUUCCCAAUUUUAUCAUACGCUACCUCUCAUAUCUGUGAGAUACACAUAGACACACACACACUCAGGGCUGGCGUGACUCAGAGCUUCAGUACACCAACAAUAAGGUUAUAUUUCUUACCUGAACAUCUUUCCUUAUACUUAUUAUCUGAAUAUUAUUCAUAAGGACUCUUGGAGAUGCACUUGGUGCUUUAGAGGACGUCUUGGUCUUUGAAUGCACAAUCCAACCGCACUAUUAAAUAAAACAUUAGCUAUUGUAAAUAUCAGAGCAAAGCACUUUAGACAUCCUCAAAGCUGUUUAGUUGUGAAAGCCAGAGGACAGAGAAGUACGUGAUCGUACCAGCUGCCUGCACUCAGGAACUUCUCUGAACGCAAUAUACGAGGCUCAGAAGUGGCAGUACAUUAGUAACCUUGACUACAGCUGUGUAGCGCGAGCAACACUCCACCAGCCUGAAGCACAUUCUGGCAGCUUCAUCCGAAACUGGUCCACAGACCUACCUGACAGCAUGUUGUGUUGUCGCACGGCACGUCCGAGAAUGUAAACACACAAGGACCAAUGAUGUGCUCGGAGUGAAAGAUUGCAGGCCCGGUCACAUCUGCAUCCUUAUUUUAGUUAUAUCCACAUUCUCUCCAUAUCACAAUUCAGAAUCAGUGCUAUUGUGGUGUAUUUAGAUCGUUAUAUUUAACAAUUAUUCGCUGAAUAUUCGCAGGGUGAAUAUCAGUGGUUUAGUAUACAUACAAGACACUUUUUCCAUGGAAUAAAAACAUGUAUUCUGUUCCCUUCUCAUGGGUUUAUUGAUGGCAUGCAAUAUUCUUAUCAUACCGCUUAUCCUCCAUGUAUUAUGCCACUCUCCCCAAUGGAGAAUGAGCGUGCAGUGUUGUUAUUGUUGUCAAGACAGCAUGACGUGACGCGUCAGAGCUCAUGUAAAUAUCCAGUGACAAAACUUUUCUUUUUUUUAAAGAUUUUUUUUGGGCUUUUUUUCACCUUUAUUGGAUAGGACAGUGUAGAGACAGGACAGGAAACGAGCAGGAGAGAGAGACGGGGAGGGAUCGGGAAAUGACCUCGGGCCGGAAUCGAACCCGGGUCCCCGGAUUUAUGGUAUGGCGCCUUAGCUACCUGAGCCAUGACGCCCCCAGUGACAAAACUUUUCUGCUGUGCAUGCGCACAAUCAUUUCUUUGUCCGCCGGGAAAGAGAGACGACGAGGCUAAUCCAGCGCUACUGCUAGGAUUAGCUAUGCUAUAAUUAAGCACUAAAUAAAUAAACUAAAAACUGAAACCAAAGAUGCGUUGAACACCCAAAAGGCUACCAAAACUCCAUUAUAUAUUCUUUAUGCAUAUUUACAAGAGAAAAACAUAUCAACGGACAUCGAAAAACUGGAAAAGAGACACAUCGGAGAUAUAAAACUUCCGUGCUAGCGAGUGACUGUGGCAAUUUGUAAACAAACACGGCCGUCAGGUUUGCUUCGUUAAAAGCGGAAGAUUUUGAGAGAUUUGUGGCUGCCAGAAAUUUUCGCUCCGUUGUGUGUAGCUGUCGAUGUUGAUUUUAAAAGUAAUUCAGUAAAUUCAACUGGGAAAUGAGUACCGUGUUUUUCGGACUAUAAGUCGCACUUUUUUUCAUGGUUCAGCUAGCCAUGCGACUUAUACUCCGGUGCGACGUAUAUAUGGUUUUUUUUUUUCACCGCGGAAUAACUGGAGCUGAUGCUGAGUCUGACGACAGCCACGCAGAAGAAGAGGAAACGGCACUUCGUCUGCCGCUGGAAUUGGCAGAGUUGUUCAGAAGCGACACCGAGGAUGAGGAAUUCAAUGGAUUUGCUGAUUUGGAGUGAAAUCAUCAGCUUGAUAAACUUGAUUGACCUGUGUUUUAUUAUUAAUGAUAGGGCUAUAGUUAUUUAAAUAAGUUAUGUAAUGAUUUUAGGCAGUGCUUAAUUUGUGAAAUGGGAGGUCCCGGAACGCAGGAGGUGGGUGGGUCCGGCGACUCAAAAAAAAAAAAAAAAAGGUGGGGGGUGGUUUACUAUAACUUUACGCACACGCGCUUAUUGUGUGUGUAAAAAAAAAUAAUAAUAAUAUCAGACAUUAUUAUCUUAGAAAACGCUUUAGUGACGAACAGUUACAGACAGUAAUAUGUUGUGAUAUGUUAUAAAAUAUUAUUUUUAUUAGGCUAUAUAUUAAAUUAUAUAUUAAAUUUAUCUUCUAAAAUAACAGACUACUCAUAUCACAACCGGUUUAUUUCACCAUUGGAGAGCAGAUCACACAAGACAUGAGUUAAAUUACUCUUUUUAAGGAUUUAAGUAGGGGAUUUAAAAGCGGUUGUUUUUUUUUCACUAGACGGUUGUCUUUGGAGAUGAUAUACCUAUAGCCUACUUGACCUCUGAUUUAAUGAAAUAAAAUUCGACAAAAAUGAAGAAUGACUCUCCUCGAUGAUGACUACAGCUUUAAUAACACAGAUGAAAGAGCCAUGGGGCGAUAAUAAGCCCUACCGGUAAAAAUAUUCUAAAAGCAAACUGAUUAAUGCAUCAGUAAUAGGCUACUAAUAUUAGUUAUAAUAAUAAUAUAGGCUAUUAGUAAUAACGAUAGUGAUAGUAUUAAAGAUAGUAGUAGAUAUUUAAAAUAAUCAGACUAGGCUACUUACAGGGCAAAGGGUGCGUCAUCACUGCUCAGCUGUUCGUUUAUUAAAUAAACAAUGCAGUCGCGCAGUAACCACGCGCCGCUUAUCAGAUACAAUCACAGAUUCUAUGGAUAGAAUAACCCUUCAAAAAAGUGCGACUUAUAGUCCGGUGCGACGUAUAUAUGUUUUUUUCGUCUUCAUAAUGCAUUUUUUGGCUGAUGCGACUUAAACUCCGGAGCGACGUGUAGUCCGGAAAAUACGGUACUUAAGUCUGAGUGGAAAAUGCUGUGGUGAGCGUGAAGAAGAGGAGUCUGGAGACAGAAAUAUUAGUUUCUCAGUCGUUAGCCUGUGUUACUGAUUAACGUUACACCGGCUGGAAGGUGACUUCACUGUCGUGCCAACUUGCGGCUAAGCUAGCGUUGGCCUUUGAGAAUGCUGAUCUGCUGAUAUGAAGAGUAUGUAUGUGUAAUAGUAAUAAUAUUGUCUGGCUUUUUUUCGUGGUAUAUCAGAUAUAUUCCAUUCCGCUAGCAUGAUUUUGAAAUCAGGAGAGGAUGAUUAGUUUUCUAUUACAGCAGCUCUGACUGUAGUGCCAUGCGUCAUUCAGAUCACAGGUUUAUAUCCAUCCAUGUGCUCAUCUAAUGCAUUCACGUUUCUACAGGAAUAACAUUUAAACAAGAACAAUUGUCGAUAUGGUGAUGUUUUCUCCAAGGAGAUGUUUAUUUCACGUUUUUGGAAGGAGUCUCCAGUGUCAGCACUUUGCAACAGUUAGAGAUAAAACUAUAACUUAAAAAGCUGGAUUAUAUUUGCUUUUAAAUACAUGUACAUAUCUACAAGAUGGCAGCUGCAUUGAUCUUGCAGGUGUUCGGGGCAUUGCUUUUGCAGGUCCUGAGACAGGGACAUGAGGUGGGAAAGGGGUUUUUAGGUUGAAGGCGCAGAUAUUUUAAGCAGCAUGUAUGUUGCCUUCAUUGACUCGAGUCUCAUGGACAUUCCACAACAGUUUCACAGCAAGAAGGUUCUGGGUUCGAGCCCAGCGGCCGGCGAAGGCCUUUCUGUGCGGAGUUUGCAUGUUCUCCCCGUGUCCGCGUAGGUUUCCUCCGGGUGCUCCGGUUUCCCCCACAGUCCAAAGACAUGCAGGUUAGGUUAACUGGUGACUCUAAAUUGACCGUA
Molecule: messenger RNA, 4678 nt
Organism: Neoarius graeffei (lesser salmon catfish)
Lineage: Eukaryota; Metazoa; Chordata; Actinopteri; Siluriformes; Ariidae
Gene: asb13a.2
Product: ankyrin repeat and SOCS box containing 13a, tandem duplicate 2
Exons: 6
Coding region: 104-946 (280 amino acids)
Biological process (GO): protein ubiquitination; intracellular signal transduction; positive regulation of protein catabolic process
Molecular function (GO): protein binding
Source: RefSeq, a predicted model, not a curated record